AUGAACCGCCGAGUCCGAAGGCCAUCUUCGAAGAAGAUUUCAGACGAAGGCUACCUCCGAUAUCUCAAGCCAGGAGCUCUCGCUCAGCUUCGAGACUCGCGAAUCAGUGCCAGAUCUCACCGAACCGACUUGCAGAUUCAGAUCUCUCUGUGCCGUACGCCAUCGCCUUCUUCGUCGCCAGUGCGGGCCGCGAACGCUCAGAUCGACGGUUUUCCUUGCUUUUCAGGGAGGAUCUACGGUCCUCGAUGCCCGCAGAGGAAGAAGUUGGUGGCGGCUAAGUCAGUGUUCUUUCUGAGUUCGAAUCCAUCGAGUCCGACCUCGGAUUCGCCUGAUUCGAUCAUUGAUCUGUUCAGUAAUGAUAUUCUUGUUGCACAUUGA
Molecule: messenger RNA, 378 nt
Organism: Camellia sinensis
Lineage: Eukaryota; Viridiplantae; Streptophyta; Magnoliopsida; Ericales; Theaceae
Source: RefSeq, a predicted model, not a curated record